Messenger RNA from Penicillium nucicola, 1293 nucleotides. RefSeq lists its product as uncharacterized. The record is from RefSeq and is a predicted model, not a curated record. Bases 1 to 1293 code for a protein of 430 amino acids. Gene Ontology annotation, biological process: peptidyl-lysine monomethylation. The transcript has 5 exons. Gene Ontology annotation, molecular function: protein binding; protein-lysine N-methyltransferase activity. Lineage: Eukaryota; Fungi; Ascomycota; Eurotiomycetes; Eurotiales; Aspergillaceae.
AUGAAGCCAGAAUGGUGGCCAGGUGAAGAGCACGCGGCUUUCACCGAGUGGGCCUUCUCAAAUGGGGUUGAAACAAACAAUGUCACCCCAGCUCGGUUCCCAGGCCGAGGAUUGGGAAUGAUGGCUACUCAAAAAAUCAAUAAAGGAGACGCAGUCCUCCGAGUUCCAACAAAGCUCAUGAUCAUCGCGGACGGCAUUCCUGCCGCAUUCACCGAGCAAUUCCCAGAGGACAUGGCCGUUCAAGCUCUUCUGGCAGCGUAUCUCACCCACGGAGAUGCAGAAGGUCUGUCAAAACAUGAGACUUGGCGCAAUUCAUGGCCUAGUCGACAGGAUUUCGCAGACAGCAUGCCGAUCCUAUGGCCAACUGUAUUAGGAGGACCGCAAUGGCCCCCAAGUAGCGACAAGAACAAAAAUUCUAUCGACUUGGACAACCCCGGGUUCUGUCCCCCCUCAAUCUCAGGUCGUUGGAAUAGCUUAAAGCCCGGACCGAAGACACGGAAGUAUGAGCUGGAUCACCAGAAUAUCCUUCCAAAACAGGUUGAAAUCUUGAGCAAGGCCUGGUUUGAUGUUAUUUCCGUUUAUCCAGAGACUGAAUGGGAAAAAUUCUCUUAUCACUGGCUUAUUGUGAACACGAGAAGCUUUUAUUGGAUUGGACUGGGACAGGAGACUCCCGAGGAUCCAAAUGAUGCCAUGGGAAUGGUGCCCUUUGCUGAUUACUUUAAUCAUGCUGAUGUUGCUCGAGACGUGAAAUUCGAUGAAAAUGAAUAUGUCUUCUGCGCCACGAAAGACUAUGAGGAGGGUGACGAGGUGUACAUGAAUUACGGCAGUCACCCGAAUGAUACCUUACUGGCAGAAUAUGGGUUCUUACUCGAUGUGAACGAGGCGGACUCAGUUUAUCUCGACGAUAUCGUCUUCCGAGACAUUCAUACACCUGAGCAACAGGAAGAUUUAUGGUUAAACCAGUAUUAUGGCAAUUAUCAAGUCACACAGCACGGACCGUGCUACCGCACUGAGGUAGCUGCGUGCCUCAGUUAUAUGAAGGAGGAGGACUGGCGGAACCAUGUACUCGAAGGCGUGACCCAGGGCCUGGAUGAAGAAAGGUCUGAGGCCACGCUCAAGAGGUGGAUUUUGGCAUAUGCCACUGAGGCACAGGCCACCAUCAUUGCACUGCAAACGGCGAUCGAGAAUGAUCCCGCGGUGCAGGCACAUCGCCAAAAAGCGGAGACGUUGUUGAGACGGUGGGAGCAGAUAAAAACUCUCUGCGAGACUGCUGCCAAAACCGUCUCAACAUAG